Messenger RNA from Cyphellophora attinorum, 903 nucleotides. RefSeq lists its product as uncharacterized. The record is from RefSeq and is a predicted model, not a curated record. The transcript has 4 exons. NCBI's taxonomy places the organism in Eukaryota, Fungi, Ascomycota, Eurotiomycetes, Chaetothyriales, Cyphellophoraceae. Bases 1 to 903 code for a protein of 300 amino acids.
AUGCUCCGACUCCCUCUCGCGCUUCUCGCCAUCGCAUCAAUUGGUGAUGCCCUCCCUACACAGCUCUGGUCGGCCGACUUAUCGUACCACCUUUCGAUCGAAUUUGAUCAUAGCUUUGAUGUAUCAGACGUCUACAACGCGAGUGACACAGCUCCGGAAGAUGACCACGACGUCGCACAAGACUCAUCCGAUCCUGGUGACACGCUGCAAGCAUACUUCGAUUCCGUCCUCCAACCACGCCAUGAAGCCCACCUCAAUGGCGCUUCUCGAGAAAACACCCAUGUCUUGAUGAAGAGAGGAUGUAAGAUCGGCGCCAACGGAUGGGAAUGCGACGACAACAUCCCCACCAUGACUGAGAUUGUCGACUACCUGCGAGUCAAACCUGGCGGCAUGGCCAGAAAUAACAGGCGAGCGGCAUUUUAUGUCAACUUAGGCGACGUCGACCCCAAUCUCCAAAAGGGCGGUAACGAAGCCGCAGCAAUGCUGGUUGCUUGGUGCCAAAAGAACGGCCUGGAGGGAAAGUACUACUGGUGGGCGAAUGCGUGCGACAAGCUUUGGCUCGAGAAACAGGCUGAACAUCUCAAAGAGAAUCGGGCGCGUAUCGAAAAGGCUCACCCGGAAUGGCCAAACCCUGAGCAAAUCUUCCUCCACGGGUUCUUCCAAGCUAUGGCAUUUGCUACAACGCAUCCGGAUGUGCUGUUCUUUACGCAGGCCGGUAAAGACUGGGACAAGAAGAGUAUUUGGCAAGAAGUCGAGUAUCCGACCUUGACACGCAAUCGGCAUGUCAAGCGAAUUUUCCGCAUUGAUCCGACCUGCCCCGACAACAAGCCGGAGUUGAUGUGGGAUCGUUCGAGGAAAGACCCUCUGCCGCCUGUCGUCUUUCAAUACCCGGACAUGCGAUGA